GAGCCAGAUAUUUUGCGUCCAGGCGGCGCGUCUCCCGCUGCGUCCAGCAGGCAACAACCAAUGAACGGCCGUGUUUAGUAGCAAGCAGCGUUUGAAGUUUCUUCAGUUUUCACCGCUGUAGGACUAUUGUAGUUUUUGCCACGGCCUUGCGAAAAUGGCACUGAACAACGAACGCCUAAUUAGUGAAGUUGAAAAGCGUCCUGCGCUCUGGCAGCCGGAAUGUAAGGAUUAUAAGGAUACAAAAAAAAAAUCGGCCAUUUGGGGUGAACUCGGCGAUCUCCUUCUGCCGGGAGACAAGGAUCGCGUGGACAAAGUCCAGAAACGUUGGCGAUCACUCCGGGACAAGCUGGUGCGCUUGCUGCGCGACUUGAAGAAAACCAGGACGAGCGGUGCCGGCGCCGACGACGUCGAAGACCCGAUGUCGUGGCCGCACUUCGAGCAGAUGUAUUUCGUGCGAGAUACCCUGCAGCAUCGAAGCACGUCAGGAAACGUGAAGACAUCUGGCACAUCGUGUAAUAACGACUUCAUCCGUCCGGUGAACGAGGGUGCCUAUUUAGACGAAAGUGGAGCAGCGGAUGGGCCGGAGCCGGAGGCUUGCAUUGUCGAAGUGUAUGAAGUGGACGAGGAGCACCAGUCUGGGGGGGUGGGAAGCCCAUUCCCUCCAGCAUUUUCCAGUGGCGCUACGAACGAGCCGCAAAAAAAAAAAAAAAAAGAGCAAUCCUGACCCGCUCUUGACGGAGCUCCAAAAUAUAAGUUCUAGUGUUGCAUGCCAGAAGAAGCCAGAUGCGCAUGAAUACUUUGCCCUAUCGUUGUGCGAUCCAAUGCGAUCUAUUCAUCCAUCUAAGGUGUUAAGAAUGCGUAAAAACAUCCUGCAGGCUAUCGAAGACUGCCAGGACUAGAUAACUUAGGCUUGUUUCAGAUGGGGCAAUUUUUUCUAGUAAUCCCGCCGUUCUUGCUAUACCCGUUUUCACCUCAAGAACCAUAGUAAAAAAAGUUUGGCUCCUUGCGGAGCAUUACUAAUUUCCCUCGUUACGCUGAGAUUUGAGACAUAUGUAGGUGUAUUUUAGAUUAGAUAUGUGUUCUCUUAUCAAGACGUACACGUUUCAAACGCCAAAAGCAUCGCUUCUUCCU
This is a messenger RNA of Ixodes scapularis (black-legged tick), 1131 nucleotides long. RefSeq lists its product as uncharacterized. The record is from RefSeq and is a predicted model, not a curated record. Bases 155 to 724 code for a protein of 189 amino acids. NCBI's taxonomy places the organism in Eukaryota, Metazoa, Arthropoda, Arachnida, Ixodida, Ixodidae. Gene Ontology annotation, cellular component: transcription regulator complex; nucleus. The transcript is spliced from 3 exons. Gene Ontology annotation, biological process: regulation of transcription by RNA polymerase II.